UUGAUAUCUUCACAUUACGUUAAUGAUACAUUAGUAUUUUAAACUACAAUUGCAGUGCGUAUGGUAUCAGUAUAAAGUUAUUUUUAAGAGUUAUUAAAUUAUUCAAGAAUCUCAAUGAGAUUAUAAAAAAAUUAUAUUCGCUGUCCUAUUGCUUAUUUUAAAAAUAUUCGUCAGUCUUAAUAAGAAGAAAUAUGUCAAAAACGAGGAAAGUUUUAGUAACACGUGAAGAUUGUCCCCAAGCUGGUUUAGAUCUUCUGCGAAAUAGUAAAUGUGAAUUGACAAUUGUUCCGGGUGACUAUCCAUCACGAGAAGAAAUCAUUCGCGCUAUACCAGGACAUGAUGCGCUGUACGUAGUUGGUAAUCAUGUUAAUGUCAAUGCAGAACUUCUGGAUGCAGCUGGACCAUCAUUAAAGAUCAUCUCAACAAUUUCAUCUGGGUAUGACCACCUUGAUGUACCAGAAAUAAAACGCCGAGGAAUUAUAAUCGGCCAUACACCAGUAGUAUUAAAUGCAGCAGUUUCCGAGAUUGCUGUAAUGCUCCUUUUGACUGCCGCUCGGCGAGCUCAUGAAAGUCGUUUGUUACUGGAAGCAGGCAAGUCGGAAAGAAAACCUAUGUGGUUGCUGGGUCAGGAUGUCAGUGGAUCUACAGUGGGGAUUGUAGGUCUAGGAAUGAUUGGCUUAGCGAUUGCCAAAAGACUAGUUCCUUUUGAAAUCGGGCGGUUUUUAUACACCGGUCAUGCUCCUAAAAAAUCUGCCGAUGAAAUAGGGGCUGAGUUUGUGUCCCUGGAUGAUCUUCUCGAGCUUAGUGACUUUGUCAUCGUCGCAACUCCACUGACAAGCGAGACCCGUGGACUUUUUGACGACGCAGCUUUUGAUAAAAUGAAGAAAACUGCUGUAUUCAUCAACAUCGGUCGUGGAGCUGUUGUGAAAACAGACGCGCUUUUGAGAGCGCUUAAAGAAAAAAAAAUAUUCGCUGCUGGGUUGGAUGUUGUUGAUCCCGAGCCUCUACCCAAAGAUCACGAGUUAUUAACACUCCCGAAUUUAGAAAUAGUUCCUCAUAUCGGUAGCGCGACUGUAAGAACUCGCAAUAAUAUGGCAAUUGUCGCUGCGCAAAAUCUCAUCAACGCUCUCGAAGGAAAACCACUCGUUUAUCCUUUAUAAAAUAAAAUUUAAUUUUCGUAAGAGUUUACAAGUGUCAAAUUAAAUAUCUAAUUUUAUCAAAAUAAUAUUAGAUAAAAAUAAUAUUU
Molecule: messenger RNA, 1246 nt
Organism: Cotesia glomerata
Lineage: Eukaryota; Metazoa; Arthropoda; Insecta; Hymenoptera; Braconidae
Product: glyoxylate reductase/hydroxypyruvate reductase-like
Exons: 4
Coding region: 192-1160 (322 amino acids)
Cellular component (GO): cytosol
Molecular function (GO): glyoxylate reductase (NADPH) activity; hydroxypyruvate reductase (NADH) activity; NAD binding
Source: RefSeq, a predicted model, not a curated record